GCAGCAGCUGAAUCUUGCGUUUCGUUGAAGGUGGAAAGGGCUGCUGAGUCUCUGGCUACUAGUACUCCACGUGAAGUACUACAAUGUGUUGUAAUCAAACCUCAGGAGCAGAGCGUUCGUACUGCUCUUGUCAGGGAGAGUGAGGUGAGAGAUUCGUCGUAACCAACCAGCGACCAGAGUCGGUGCUACAUCCGUAACCGCGACGACUGAUCGGAUACCAGUAGUAGAGUCUCUGUUCUGACUGACAGCAGUCUUGCUAUCCAGACACGCAGCGAGGGGGACGGGAACCCUGGGAGAUCAAGGUGAGAGCUGCUGUAGAGAAACGAACCAACACCAAUCUACCAAGAAUGGAUAGCACAGUGCUAAGUGCGAUCGCGUGUUGUCUACUGAGUGCAGUAGUGUAUGUGACGAGCCAGGACAUGGCAAUGUGCGGGUCAACUCCACAAGUGGACAACAGCCAAGUGAUAGUGUCUCCGGAUAGGUCUAACGCCACAUACCAGUGCUCCAAGGGGUACAUGCCAAUGGAUGAUAGCAACACGACCGCGGAGAUCCUAUGCCUGAGCGGUGAUUCUGCGGCGUGGACUGAGCCGGAGAUACUAUGCAUAGAAGUGCCUGAUGAACCAUCAAACCCUUGGACCAAGGCUGACAAGGAGAGCGCUUUCAAGCAAGCACCAUUCCUCGUGGUACUUUGUAUCCUCAUUGCUUUGGUCACGUGCCUCGGUGCCUCCAUCUUUGUUCUCCAAUAUCGACGCAGGAAGGCGGCAGAGAGGAAAGCAGACCCCACACUGACGGAGCUGCAGAAGAUCAGCGAACCCGCCCUUUGUCAGUACGAACUUCAGAAGAAUGCAAGCGAUGAAAGGGCACCUUCAACAAAAAGUUCAAGUGAGCGGUAUUUGAAAGUUCCCCGUCGGGAGUCGGUAGCUGCUGACGUCACUAGUUCUGGCACGCUGCCACUGACCAGUGUGACCCUGUCCUCCACUGAAAACGACAACGCCAAUGGUUGUGAUUAUCUCGUAGUCAAGUCGAAGUUGGGCUCCGAGUUCAGUCAGCCCAGCUCUGCGGACAAUGGCAGGAAGGCCAGUGAAGAUCGUAUUGUCUACGUGAACAAACAAUCCACUGCAUCCCACAGCACAGUCAGUAGUCCUCGGGGCAGCACCACCAAUGUCAGAAACGAUCAGCUGAAAUCGGACAAAGCGACAUCGCUAGCUGUUCCAGCACAGACGAGCACCAGUAGUUCUCGACAGAGUCAAGCAAUGUUGCCGAAUGCAUCCACUGAUCGAAGCAAACCAAGUCCGGCCGGGGGCAUUGGCGAGCCACCAAGACAUCAUUCCGAUGGUCAUAUCAGUCGCAAGCCCCCGGCCCCACAGCCUCCACGCCAGAGCGUCAUCUCGAGCGUAUCCAGACUGCAACCGCUCUCCAAGGAUCCAGAGGAGCUGUACGUGAACCAGGAAACCUUGGACAGAGAAGCUACGUACGUUCCCAUGUCACGGGGAGACACGACCAUGUAACUGAAGGACACUGCGACACUCCAGCAAGGUUAACAAUGCACUGUAUGUAUAUUGCUACUGCCUGGUACGAUGUUGGUUAUGAACACAUUGGAUACCUUACAGCUGUGAAUUUGCCUUGAGACAGUGGUACCUUUACUUUGCACAAUAUCAACCCAUGAUCUUAUUUGCCUCAUUUCCACGGCAGUAUCACGGUGUUACUGGAUCUAGGAGAAUCCACACAUCCCACGUUCGUCACUGAAACUACUUCAAUACAGCCAUUAGAGGGUACGGGGUACGAGAUUCAUCAUGUACAUGUACACGUAUAGUAAAACAAUGUUAUGAUUUUCAGCCCGACGAUUAGGCACUGUGAGUGUGCACCAGGCACGUAACCAAGGUAACCGUUGCGCUAGUUGCAGCGCCUACCAUAAAACUAUUAUUGUCGUGACCAAUUGCUCCAUCACACGCACGUUAUGUUUCACUUCGGCACCGAUUUUAUCUUACCUAAAAUAUUAUGCUGCUAUUAACAGUACCCCACGCAUCGUUCUUGAUGAACACUUUCUUGUGAUAGCUGCAUGGUACAUGUUCCUGAAAUUAAUUAGAUAAAAUAGCGUUGUACAAUAGUCACACUCACGCACCAAUAUCAUAAUCUAUCCACCGGACAUCGAGCACCUGUGUUUGGAAUUCUAUAUACCCCAGGAGACUCCCUUUGAUAGGCAUCCAUUUUCCCCUGGAGAAUCCUUGAAACUAAAGUAUCAAUCAAUUAAUCAUAUGUAGGGCUAAAAAAUACUACUUGUCAUGUACAUGUACAUGUGAAAUGUAGAGCUACUGGUGACAGUAUCGGUAAUUCCAAGUACAGUAAAUAGUGGAUAUAACGUGCCCCUUUGAUUUUCGAUAAUUUAUCACUAUAUCCGGUGCAUCACUAUAGCCGAUUUGCAUGUAAGACUGACACAUGGCACAUGACUAUGCAUGAAAUGAUGCGUACACGCUGGAAAAUGCAUGAAAAGCAGCCACGUGUACAUGUGGCUGAUUACAGCAUACAGGGAAGAAUUUUCUCUCAAUCACGUCUGCUGCCAGAUGCAUCCAGGCAACACUGGAUCAGUUUCGGAAGAAAUGAACUAAAUUUGAAGAACAAUUGUUUUGUGAUCAUCACUCUUGAUCAGUAUAUACGAUAUUUUCCUGUGCAUUUGAUAUGGUUUGCUUCCUGAAGCCCAUCACAAUAAGCGAUAUAUCGGUAUAGCCGAUAAUAGUGUGUAUAGUGAUAUUUUAGCUGUAUUUUUUUGUGAUUUGAUUUUGAUUUUGGCGAGUUCGAUCAUUAUAGCCGGUAUAUCGUUACACCCGGUCACUUUAUAAACGAUACUCACUGUACUAGUGUACUAGUACAUGAUUGUACACUAACGUUGUAUGCAUCUUCCUGUGUACUGUUGACACCUGAUUGCACAGAAAGUGACGACAGUUACAGUAACAUAAGCUACAUUUGUGACCAGCUACACUUUAAUAAUUAUUUCCUCGUUGUCACUUUUCUACGCAUCACCCGCACAUCCUGGCCUACAUGAACACAUAGGUUAUUGCUAUCAGGUUCGGCCUCAUUUCCUCUGUGCUGCGCUGAUGAGUCCACAAAGGACGAAACAGUUCUGGCCGCAGAUUGAAUACAUAGAUGUACACUUUCG
Molecule: messenger RNA, 3154 nt
Organism: Sycon ciliatum
Lineage: Eukaryota; Metazoa; Porifera; Calcarea; Leucosolenida; Sycettidae
Exons: 4
Coding region: 348-1508 (386 amino acids)
Source: RefSeq, a predicted model, not a curated record